Osmia lignaria (orchard mason bee) is the source of this 744-nucleotide messenger RNA. The record is from RefSeq and is a predicted model, not a curated record. Lineage: Eukaryota; Metazoa; Arthropoda; Insecta; Hymenoptera; Megachilidae.
AUGGGCGAGAUGAGGCUUUCCGGACUGGACGACUCGGUGUCCCCAGUGGUGGUUGCGGCAGCUUUGGCCGCUGUGGGGGGUUGUGGCCCAGCCGACGUCAAGGUCGGGGAGAUUCUCAUCUCCCCGGCUAGGCUAGGCACUGUUUGGGCCAAAUGCCCCCUGACGGCGCUGAGUAAGUUAGCCGCCUCCGGGAGGAUGGCGCCGCCGGCGCUGUCGGCGCGGUCCUUGCAGUGUUUCCGCUGCCUCGAAAAAGGCCAUGUGAGGCAGAAGUGCACCUGCGAAGUGGACCAGUCCGACUGCUGCUACGUUUACGGCGAGGAGACUAUACCCUACGAUAUAGGGGAUAAGGUUAAAUGGUUCCGGGGCCCGAUGAAGGCGAUCUGUGACGUCGCCAUGCCCCAGACGGGCCGCCUACUGGUGGUCGGGCGAAAUCGCCGACAUUCGGCAGAAUUGCAACGUCGCCCGACGCCAGUGGCAAAGGGCCCGUCGGAGAAGGAAUCGCGACCCAGCGGGGGAGAAAAAGCUGUACGGGUGCUACCGUGUAUUGGUGGUAGCCCUACAGCUGGCCAUCAGGGAGGCCAAGUCCCGGGCAUGGCAGGAGCUCCUCGGAUCUCUGGAUGCCGAUCCGUGGGGGCGCCCUUAUAUGUGGGCGAUGGACAAACUAAGGCCCUGGGCGCCCCCCGUGACGGAGAGCCUCGACCCCCAGUUCUUGGGCCAGGUGGUAGACACGUUGUUCCUUCGUGA